CCCUCUUCUCGGUCUCCCUAUGGCAAGGUGGCUCCAAGUGACUUCGUCGUUCAUGUCGCGAUCACUCGUUAAGCUCGUCUUCGAACAAUCGGAUAAUUCGCGAAACACUCGAUAUACCUCGUGCGAUUCUCUUGACCGAUUCAUCACGCGCGACAACUCGUUACAAUUUUUUUCUUUUUUUUUUUUUCUUUUUUUUGUGAGAGAGAGAGAGAGCAUAUUUGUAGCAAAUUUCCCGAAUUCCAAGAUUUUAGUGAAUAUUUUUGACGGCGAUCAUGUAAGCACGAAGAUGAUCUACAAUUAAUCUUGCCAACCCGGUCUUAUCAAUUUCACUUGAAAAACGCCAACAAUAUCACGAUAUAAAAAAAAUUAAACUGUGCGACCCAUAUUCCCGCGUGUAAUACUUUUCGGUCUGGCAAUUUUGUUGGAGGGGAGAAAUGGAAACGAGAAUUUGGGUGAUUCUCAGUCUAAUCGGUCUAUCACAGGCGGACAAGUCAGUCAACAUCUUGACGCCUUCAGGCAAUCUCAACACUUUCGAAGAAGAGAACAUACUACACGUGCUGUCGCGCAACAAGACUGAUACGACAAAAAACUUCACUUUCGACGAGCUAAUCAGCACUAUCAGCAAUUAUACAAUCGUCCCCGAAAAGAAUGUAUGGAGCGAUGGCAAACUGGAAAUGCAUCACACGAAUCCGCAUUAUGAAAAUUUUUCCGAAGAAAUCGAUCUCGAGGCACGUAGAUUAUUGCAUAUCCUUCCCGCUUAUGAUCCUGGUGCAGGUGGCGUCAGCACGGAAUGCAAACAACAUUCUGAUAUCUUUCAUGAGGAACUCAGGAAGUUUACAUUAUGGGCUCUCAAAAUGUACGACGCGACCGCGAAGAUACCUUCCGGUCUGCUCAACGGAAAUAUUAAUCAAUUCGGUGAUUUCGACGAAUGCGUUGGUAUCGAGGGCAAGAAUGGCAUUCGAGGACAAUAUUGUCUGGCGUAUCUACAGUUGGAUGUCGAUCAGUCCCGAGCGGAUCUUAAAUAUCUGCAUCGUCUGCUACAUUCGCACUAUGCAUUCCGCAGUAACAUGACCGACCCUGGACAUAGAGUGCCGCGUUUUACUACCGUAAAUUGGGCCGUAUGCACACCCGCAUCGUGUACAGCCCAAGACGUGAAAGCCUCUCUUCAAUAUGCUAUCUCAAAGUACACGUCUCAAACUGGUCUCAAAAUUAGGCUGCAUGUGGACAAAGAGAUGUGUCAAGUGAAGGAGCAACUUGUUCUAUCAAAAGCGACCAUCGCUGCUGGUCUUCUCUUCGUCACCGUGUUCAUCCUGACUCUCGUAGCUGCAUACUACGAUCAUUACAAAAUAUCAGGCAGUGAACUGCUUUUAUCAUUCUCUCUGAAACGUAAUGUCCGGAAACUUUUCUCAUUGGAAAGGUCGCAGGGUGAUAUAGCGUCGCUUCAUGGUAUUCGAUUUUUAAACAGCCUUUUAUUGCUUGUAGCUCACAAGAGUAUGGCGACGUUUUUUAUUCCCUACAUGAAUCGGACUUACAUGAGCGAGUUUUUAGGUAAAUCGUGGACUGUCAUAGGAAGAGCGGCAAGUCUAUAUACCGACCCGUUUAUCAUGCUGUCCGGUCUAUUAACAACGUACUCGUUUGUAGGCAGAUUGAACAGGACCGGGACGUUAGAUAUCAAGACCGAAUACUUGUCGCGCUUGCUGAGAUUGGUACCGACUCUAGGAGCGCUGAUAUUAUUUUGUACUCACAUCAUGCCGUAUAUCGGAUCCGGACCGCAGUGGCCGUUGGUGGUGACUAAUCACGCCAACAUCUGCAAAAAAACAUGGUGGCGGAAUUUCUUAUUUAUUCACAAUUAUUUUGGAUUCGAAAAUAUGUGUCUUACGCACACGCAUCAUGUGGGAAUAGACACGCAAUUAUUUGCGAUUUCACCCGUGAUGGUGUUGUUUCUAUAUAAAAAACCAAGGAUCGGCGUCAUUAUACUUGGUGCAAUAGCCCUGAUAUCGACGAUAUUGAGAUUUUACGUCACGUAUACCAGAUAUCUCAAUAAUUAUGUGUAUUUUGGCACAUCGAUAAGACAGUUAUUCGAUACUGCCGAUUUUUCCUAUACACUACCAUCGCAUAGAUUAACCGUUUACAUCAUAGGCAUCUUUGCGGGCUAUUUACUUCGGAAUAUACCUAAGGAUUUCAAACUGAGCGCAACAGCUCUCUAUACGGGUUGGACUGUGUGCAUUAUAAUGUUCUUGGCAUCUUUUUUCGGGCCCUCUAAAAUGGGAUCAAUCGAUUACGUAUACGAUCCGAUCCACGCAGCUACUUAUAACGCGUUCGCUCCUAUCGGAUGGUGUGGAUUGUUCCUUUGGAUAGCUAUAACACAGCAUACUGGCAGUUCAAACGGAUUCUUGAGUAAAUUAUUCUCUUGGCGAGGAUUUCUUAUUACUACGAGGAUUAGUUAUGCCGUCUAUUUAACGCAAUUCCCGAUAUAUUUCUACAAUGUUGGACAAACUCGCACUGCGGAGCACUUUGAAUUUUUCAGGGUAAUGAUAAAUUUGAAAGAAAUAAUAUGGAUUAUUUGCAUGUCCAUAAUUCUCACGCUGUUGUUCGAUUCACCGUUCCAAAAUCUAAAAAAUUAUUUAUUGAAAAAACCAGUGUUGCAAAAAGAUAAAACAAAGUCAGCCAAAAUAGAAUAGAUCUCUUUUAAUUUAAAUGAUUUGGACUAAAUGUUUUAUCUUGAUCACAACAUUCUAGAAUUUUGUACAUAGUGUUUUCAACUCUAUUGAUGUAAUUAAUAUCUAAUGAAAACUUAAGUAGAGAAAAAAGUUAUCAUAUCAAAUUGAGUCAUAAAUAUUUUUUUCUACGGAAAAAUAUAUAAUUAGCAAAACAAAUCAAAAAAAGUAUCUUCUAAAAAAUUUCUCUCUUGAAAACCUAGAUAUGCAUUUUAAAUAAUUAUAAGCACAUAUUUACAUAAAUUUUUCCUCUGCACAUGUAGCUAUAUAAAUAUAACUGUAAAUAUUAGUUUUUCAUUACCUUUCGUACAAUUUUCUGAUAAACUUAAUAUAUUUACAAAGAAUAUUAUGUACAUUUUAUAUUUAGGUAGUACAUUAUAAAUUAUAAAUCAUAAUUUAUAUAAAUUAGUAUUGAAUACUUUAAUUUCUUUGGCAAUAAAAAAAAAAUUAUUAAUAAUAUAAAGUAAAUCUAAAAAAGUAAAUAAAAGUAGAUGGACAAAAACUUUUUCUAUCUAUAAAUCAGAUAAAAAAGUAAUUAACCUAAAGCAAAAACAAUCAGCCACAUAAUUAAAAAAUAUGUUUAUUAUAAUAUAAUUAAAUUAUAUAUAUAUUUUAUUAUAAAUUACCAGCACAAUACAUCAAUGUGGAAAGGUAAAAUAUGAAGAUCUCAUAAUUAUUGUGUAUGUACAAGUGUCUUUUGAUUAGGAAUAUAUUGCUCAGGAAGUUUUGGACAAUAAAAUAUAAUUAUUGUUAAAAAUAUUAAAUACACAUUUCAUAUAUAA
Cataglyphis hispanica is the source of this 3499-nucleotide messenger RNA. RefSeq names its product O-acyltransferase like protein-like. The record is from RefSeq and is a predicted model, not a curated record. Lineage: Eukaryota; Metazoa; Arthropoda; Insecta; Hymenoptera; Formicidae. The transcript has 12 exons. Bases 435 to 2681 code for a protein of 748 amino acids. Gene Ontology annotation, molecular function: acyltransferase activity, transferring groups other than amino-acyl groups.